AUGCAGCAUGCACAAGAAGAAGCAACAGCAACAGCAACAGCAGCAGAAGUGCUGCAGCAUCAUAAGAUAGAUAAAGACAAAUGGCGCGUUGUAGGUGAAGGGGGGCAGCAGCUGGUCUGCACGUACACCCCAAAGCCUUCAUUUGUAUUUAAGUUCAGAAAGACAAAAUGUAGCUGCAUUUCUUUAGUUGCAGCACAAGCUGCUCUCCAUCUGCAGCAACUGCAUGCGCUGCAGCAGCACACAAACAACAUCUGCAUUAACAACAGCAGCAACAACAGCAGCAGCAGCAACGAAAGCAGCAGCAGCAACAACAACAGCAACAGCAGCAGCAGCAGCAGCAAUAACAGCAGCUGCAGCAGCAGGAGCUGCAGGGACUGCGAGAGCAGCAGAACCACCAGGAGCCAGAGCAGCGGAAGCUGGAGGAACAGCAGCAGCAGCAGCAGCAGCAGUAGCAGGGAGGCAUCGAAUGAACCCAAUGCCAGCAGCAGCAGCUGCAGCAGCAGCAGCAGCAGCAGCAGCAGCAGCAGUAGCAAUGGCUCACAGGACAGCUCUUCUGCUGCUGCUGCUGCUGCUGCUGCAUUUGAAACCGCUGCUGCUGCUCGUCAGCCACAAGCAACAGCAGCAGCUACGAAUAAAGCAGCAGCAGGAGCAACACCAGCGGAUGGAGAAAGAGCUACAGCAGCAGCAGCAGCAGCAGCAUUAACAGCUACACCUGCAGCAGCAGCAACAGCAGGAGCAGCAGCAGCAGCAAGAGCAGGAGCAGCAGCAGCAGCAGAAGCAAGAAUUCGUUAUAUUUGUGUGGAGUUAAAACCGAAGUGCGGUUUGCCGGAGGUUGCAGAGGGAAUGCCCAGCAGAUUCGCGCUGCAGCAAAUCUACAGGUAUUGGAAGCACCAGCAGCAGCAGCAGCAGCAGCAGCAGCAACAGCAGCAGCAACAGCAGCAGCAACAGCAGCAGCAGCAGCAAAUGACAAGGCAAACCGUGCGUCUGCGGGAUCAGCAGCAGGAGCAGCAGCAUAUGCAGCAGCAGCAGCAACAGCAGCAGCAGCAGCAGCCCCUUCAGCAGCAGCAGCAACCUCUUCAGCAACAGCAGCAGCAGAAGCAGGGCCAGUGCUCAAAGUUUGAGCCGGAGAUAUUUUUUGCUGCUAUGAACAACCCAGAGGUGCUGCAGCAGCAGCUGCAGCUGCUGCAGCAAACGCCGAAGAACAACUUGCAGCUGUUUGUAAAUGGGGUGUCUGUCGAUGUCGCUCGCAAUGGUUGGCUCGUUCCUGCACCUGCUGCUGCCGCUGCACCUGCUGCUGCUGCUGCACCUGCUGCUGCUGCACCUGCUGCUGCUGCUGCACCUGCUGCUGCUGCUGCAGAUGCUGCUGCAGAUGCUGCUGCUGCUGAUGUUUGCUGCAAUGGUUCUGGCAGCAGCAGCAGCAGCAGCAAAAUUGAUCUGCUGCCGCUUUGCGUGAAGGCGCUGCAGCAGCACUGGAGGCUGUUUGCUGCUAUCCUUAGACUGCAGGCUUUUGCUGCAGCGCAGCAUGACCUCGCGAACGAGCUGCUGCUGCUGCUGCAGCAGCAGCAACAGCAGCAGCAGUGCCUUCAUGCAUCAGCUGGCCGAAUGAAGCGGCGCAGGAAAAAAGAAGCAACCUCUGCAGCAUCCGCAGCAAGAGAAGCAGCAGCAGCAGCAACAGCAGCACCAGAUGCAGCAACAGGGGCUUGGAAGGAUGAUAUAAACGAAGAAGUUUUAAAGAUACUUUCUUUUAAUUCUUUUUCUUUUCUUUCUUCUUUAAAAACCCCUGCAGGCUCUUCAUUAAUUAUAUUUGAGAGAAUGCGAAUAAUAGACUUUGAUAUUAAACCCAUUAAUAAAAUACCUCGCUGGGCUCAGCAUAUGAAGGAUUUGCACGAAAUGUACAGGCGGCUGAAUGCAGAAGAUGUUCUUUGUUUAUUUUAA
Molecule: messenger RNA, 1935 nt
Organism: Eimeria acervulina
Lineage: Eukaryota; Apicomplexa; Conoidasida; Eucoccidiorida; Eimeriidae
Exons: 5
Coding region: 1-1935 (644 amino acids)
Cellular component (GO): nucleolus; nucleoplasm
Source: RefSeq, a predicted model, not a curated record